CCAGAGUUGAAGCCGAUUGGUCUCUGCUUUUCCUCGCCUGUGGCAACUGACAGCACCUCCCAGCCUAGCAGGCCGGCUGCCUGCCUGCUCCCCCAGCCAGUCGUGGGUCUGGGCACUGCAGCAGGCUCGGCUCUGUCCCAGCUCUUGCCUGGGAGAAAAGUCGUGUACUCACCCAGAGACAAUCUCUCUUUCUACCUUCUUUCUCUCUCGAUUUCUCUGCGUGCUUUUGUGUUUCUUUUCUUUUUUUUUUUUCCCCCUUGUUUUUACUUAAUUAUAUUCCUAAUCCUGGAUGAAGUUGCUGGAUUCUGCAGCACAAGUCUUCAUGAACAAGCAGCACCGCUCAGAGAUUUCACGGCAUUCAAAGGUCACAGAACUGCCACUAUGGUUAAAUGUCUUGUUUAAUGGUUGAGAGGUGUGGAGAAAUCUUGUUUGAAAACCCUGAUCAGAAUGUCAAAUGUGUUUGCAUGCUAGGAGAUGUACGACUAAGGGGUCAGACGGGGGCUCCUGCUGAACGCCGUGGCUCCUACCCAUUCAUUGACUUCCGCCUACUUAACAAUACAACACACUCAGGGGAAAUUGGCACUAAAAAAAAGGUGAAAAGACUGUUAAGCUUUCAAAGAUACUUCCAUGCAUCGAGGCUGCUUCGUGGAAUUAUACCACAAGCCCCUCUCCAUCUGCUGGAUGAAGACUACCUUGGACAAGCAAGGCAUAUGCUCUCCAAAGUGGGAAUGUGGGAUUUUGACAUUUUCUUAUUUGAUCGCUUGACAAAUGGAAACAGCCUGGUAACACUGCUGUGCCACCUCUUCAACACCCAUGGACUCAUUCACCAUUUCAAGCUAGACAUGGUGACCUUGCACAGGUUUUUAGUCAUGGUUCAAGAAGAUUACCACAGCCAAAACCCGUAUCACAACGCUGUUCACGCAGCUGAUGUCACCCAGGCCAUGCACUGCUACCUGAAAGAGCCAAAGCUCGCCAGCUUCCUCACACCUCUGGACAUCAUGCUUGGACUGCUUGCUGCAGCAGCCCACGAUGUUGACCAUCCAGGAGUGAACCAGCCAUUUUUGAUCAAAACUAACCACCAUCUCGCCAACCUAUACCAGAAUAUGUCUGUGCUGGAGAAUCACCACUGGCGAUCUACAAUCGGCAUGCUUCGAGAAUCAAGGCUUCUUGCUCACUUGCCAGAGGAAAUGACACAGGAUAUUGAACAGCAGCUGGGCUCCUUGAUCUUGGCCACAGACAUCAACAGGCAGAAUGAAUUUCUGACCAGACUGAAAACUCACCUCCACAAUAAAGACUUAAGACUGGAGGAUGUACACGACAGACACUUUAUGCUUCAGAUUGCCUUGAAGUGUGCUGACAUUUGCAAUCCUUGUAGAAUCUGGGAGAUGAGCAAGCAAUGGAGUGAAAGGGUCUGUGAAGAAUUCUACAGGCAAGGUGACCUUGAACAGAAAUUUGAGCUGGAAAUCAGUCCGCUUUGUAAUCAACAGAAAGAUUCAAUCCCUAGUAUACAAAUUGGUUUCAUGAGCUACAUCGUGGAGCCACUUUUCCGGGAGUGGGCCCGUUUCACGGGCCCCAGCGCCCUGUCGGAGAACAUGCUACGCCACCUGUCCCACAACAAAGCCCAGUGGAAGAGCCUGCUGCCCACGCCCCACAGGAGCGGCGGCGCGGAGCACGCGGCCCAGGGGACUGACAGCGACGUGCCCACUGGGACCAAAGGCGACGCCCCGUAGUCCCAGCCAGUCCGCCCCCGCUCCGCACAGAGAGGAGAACCUCCUGGAGCAAGAGGCCUCCUGAGAGGGUGGCAGCUCUGGGCCACCAGGCCAGCCACGUGCUGGGAUCCGUCUUGGGCUUUUUGCAAGGCCACCCUCCUCCCACUCGCCUGCCUCCUCUCCUUUUUCCAAGUGUACAGAAGCCAUCCGUCACCUCAGCAUUCGCUGCCGAAAUAAGCAACUCCAUUCAGGAACGUGGGCGCCGAUUCUCGCGGGGGAUGAGGGGGUCAGGUUCGCCCCUCCAGGAGAAGACUGGGGAGUAAGAAAGAGGUGCUCCUGCCAUGUCCUCCUCGGGCCCCGGGUCACACUGUGACAGGCGACGGUGGCUGAGUCCAGAGCAGUUUUUUGUUUUGGGGUUUUUUUUUAGCGUUUGCCAUCUGACUGCUGAUCUGCAUGACAAAAACACCAGCAUACUCGGACCUCCAAGGAGAUGGGUCUUAAGUGCCAGAGCACAAAUGAGAACGUGAGAGAAAGGACCUUCUAUUUUAAUAAUAAUUAUUAUUAUAAAAAUAAUAAUAAAUCUUUUUAACUUUUAUAUUUUAUGCACUAGACAAUGGAUCUAAAACUUUGGACUAGGAUUACUCAAUGUACCCAAUCUUGAACAGGGGGUUCAUUGUUUUGUUACUGACUUGAUGCCACUUGGGGUCAGAGAUUUGGCAUCUGUUCAAUUUAAAAAACCACGUUUCCUAUCCGAUCCGAGGGGAAGGUGCUGUACAGUUCAUUCCUUUGCACCAUUAGCCGAUCUCUUUUAUCUACAACUCAGAUUCCAUGAUAUGUUUAUAUGCACACGUGUACAUUUUCUGUAAAUACCAAGCGCUACUGAUUCCCAUGCCAAAAUACAUGAGUAUUAUGGGAUUGCUACCUGUAUCAAUAAUGGCACUGUGAACAGAAUACUGUUAGUUUUCAUACAAGAGAAUGCGUUUGUAAAUCUGGUAUAGAGUUUAUUAAUAUACUAUUGUUUGCAGAUAAAGGCCUUAACUUUAAACAUCUUUCAUCUUCUGAAAGCUGCCCGACUUAAAUCCUCACAGAUGUCCUUCUGAACUGCCUUCCCAUGCCCAUCUUUGUGCUUUCCAGCUAAGGUCACAAACCAAAACUGACUAAAGUCUUUGAGGAAAUAUUCUGGAAACUUCACACGCAUUCCGCUUGAGACCAUAGUGUUUUAUCUAUGGCACUAAGCAUCGUUUCCUCAGAUUAAUGGGACCUUUCAACAAGCCUGAAGUCACUUUUCAACACAGCGAUGUUGCACACUGUUUUAACAAGCCAGCUGAUAAGCUCGUGUUUAUGUGACUCUUGUCUUGGACCGUGGCGAUGUGUCAGCCUCGCAGGAGACACGGCAGGUCUCACAAACCUUCUAUGACCCUGUCAUCUAACCAUCAGGGAACUCCCUGCUUUCCCACCACACUUUGUUUGUUAUGGCUACAGUACCAAAGCACCUUUGGUUUAUGGUUGGCGUGCAUUUCUUUGGCGUUAACAGUAACUGGAUUUUUCUUUUUCCUUAAUUUCGUGUGAACAACUACUCAAUUAUCUAGCUGAAGUUAACAUUAUUGAAAUCAAGAAAACAUUUCAGUUUUGUGACCGAAUUUACCUUCCUGGCAGGUCAUCGUGAUUCAUUACGGUUCUAGCUAACAGAGUCACCUUGGAAUCUCGUUGGUCAUUUUUUUCGGCAGACUCUUGGUUGGAAAGUCAGUUUGUUACUGCAUCCUUCUCUGGUGACUGAGCUCUGUGCAUCCAACCUUUUCUUUCAAAGUUCUAGCUUAAAUAAUGUUACAUGAAAAUUGGCAUGUCCCUUUCUCCUUACCUUAAAUAAUGUUGUAGUGGGAGAAUGAUAAUAUGAUCAUUUCUGCCACUAUCGAGCUGUUUCGCAAGCUGACAAACUGACAGCUAACUCUCGUUUCCUACUUGCAACUCUUGUGGGUUUUCUCCCCUCCUAGCAUACAUAUGAAAUGUUGGAAACUAAAUGGUUCGUACUAAGUUUCUGUAGAGACACUGAGGCUUGCCGAGUGAAGGUUUAGGGGACGUUUUGGAAAAAUGGUUAUAUUUUCAUUAAAGUAGGAGAGAUUGUCAGAUGGUACUAAAGAAAGUGUGAAAAACCUCACGAAAUGGGUGGAUGAGAAGUUGGAAUUGUUGAUAUGGGUAAGAGAGAAGUUGUGAAAUCUCAACACUAACUUUUUUUUCUCUGUAAUAGCUAUGAACUGACACAGGAUUCUUUCUUUAUUGCUUUAAUCCUCUGGAUCUCUCAGCUUGGUAAGGCCUCAAAAGAGAAAAUGUUGAAUGUAUUCCUGCUUCUGAAUCUCUCUUACUUUGGUCUGAUGGUGCAGAGAGAGCUUUUGAGUGGUCUGUGUUUAACGUACCUGAGAUCAAAUGAAGAAAAGCAAUUGUCAAGGAUGGUACAGUGGAGAAAAGAGAAGAUGCUAUUUGAGCGAAUGGGACCUCUGUCUUGGGUUUAAGAAAUGGACUUUGUUUAAAUUAUAUUUAUAUUGUAACUUAAAUAAGUAAGAUUGGAGGCAUUUUUAGUAGUUCCAAGUUCAUAGGACAGAAGUCUAUUUUACAUUUAGGUCUUGAAGAAGAGCUCACAGAGAAAACCACCAGAUAUCCAACUAUGAUGCAGCUACUAGUAUAACCCAAAUUUGAAGUAGAAGGAGACACGAUGCAUAAACUCGAUGCAUUUUUGUCCUUCUUUCAACCAUCUGGAGAUUUCUUGAGUUCCUUACUUUCUGGCAAAAAAAGGAAAAAAAAAAAAAAAGAAAGAAAGAGAAUGUGAAAACUUUUUUUUUUUCCUGCCUAGUAGUGGCUCCGUUUCGAUAGAGGAGUUCAUUGCUAGUUAAGAUACAGCUGUUCGAUCAAGCAUGGAUUUUAUCUUUAUAUUCUCCUCCUGGUCCAUGGACCACCAAUAGUUGACUUACCAAGUUUAAUUCUGUCAUUACUUGAGAAGAAAGGAAUCAAAGGGCUAUUUUUAGUAAGCAAAACAGAGUUCAGAUCAAUUUAAGAGAGAGAGAAUAUAUAUCACUGCCAGGUCUGAUUGUCAAAGCCUGCUUUUCCUUUAACAGAACCCGUGAAUACGCAGAAACUUGCUCAUGAAGCCCUAACCUACCCGAACUACUCCAGGCUGAGUAAAAAUCCAGCUCUCUUUCCACCUGCUUAAGGCUUCCCACAAAGGCAUUUGGAGUGUGUCCGGCGACACUGUCUUCAGAUAGUGCUUCCUACAAAACACAGACUUGUUUUGUAAUCUUUUCUCUUGUUGAAUCAGAUCUGCUCACUGAUUUGAAUUUGGUUAUGAGCUUGUGUCUCACUGUAUUUCUUAUGUUCUGUUCUUUUAAGCAAACCCUUAAAAUUGUGUUGUUUUGUGUAUACAUGUGAGAUUUGGAAAACAAACACCUUGUGAGUUUUGCUCAAAAUGUGGCCUAAAUAUCCAUUGGCAUGUCUAGAUCAACGAUUGAAAAUAAAGAUAAUUUCCUAAAAACA
Neogale vison (American mink) is the source of this 5231-nucleotide messenger RNA. RefSeq names its product phosphodiesterase 7B (gene PDE7B). Bases 390 to 1730 code for a protein of 446 amino acids. Gene Ontology annotation, molecular function: 3',5'-cyclic-AMP phosphodiesterase activity. The transcript has 13 exons. The record is from RefSeq and is a predicted model, not a curated record. NCBI's taxonomy places the organism in Eukaryota, Metazoa, Chordata, Mammalia, Carnivora, Mustelidae.